This is a messenger RNA of Staurois parvus, 345 nucleotides long. The record is from the annotation of a GenBank genome assembly. Lineage: Eukaryota; Metazoa; Chordata; Amphibia; Anura; Ranidae.
AUGAAUGAUUCAGAAGUUGUUGCAAACAAUCGGUAUUCAAAUUCUUUUGGAUCUUGCAGAAGUACAGGUUCAGAAAUAUUUAUUGAGAGGAAGUUGAGGACAAGAAGACGCUGUCAACAGCCCAAAACUCUGAACAGCCCUGAGGACAGCAUGUACUAUAACCACAUUAAUGGAACUCUAGACUAUCAAGGGAGCAAGAGGAAGCCGAGAAAACUUGGCCAAGUCAAAGUUCUAGACAGAGAAGAUGAAUAUUAUAAACUGUUAUCAACUGACUCGAUUCCUGAGGAGGAUCUAUCUGUUUGCUCUCCUUUGGCACAGCAAGAAGUGUUUUUUGCCUCUAGCUAA